AUGGAAUUCCCUGUUGCCCUCCGCCCCCUCCUGCAAACCCGCAUCGCUCUCCGACACAUCUCCUGCUCUAUCCAUCCCUCUCGAACCUUCUCAUCUGACCCACUACCAAACAGCAACGGUGCUCGCGACCAAUUCGGAAACGGUCCUUCACCACCUCGUCUUCCCAAGGAAGAGCAAGAAAUCUUCGAAAACCUCCAAAAACAAUCAACUGGCGCAUUUAGCACUCCCCGCUCGCCGCCAAAUAUCAACCAGUCUCCCCAAUCAUCAGAAUCCUCCUCCUCCCCGACAACAGGCAACUUCCAAUUUGAAGCGACUGGAUCAGGUGAGGAAUUACACCCUGAUAUCUACCGUGGUGCGAAGCCGGAGUUUGAAGGAGACACGAACCCCAAGACGGGUGAGGUUGGGGGUCCGAAGAAUGAGCCGUUGCGAUGGGGUGCGCGGGGAGAUUGGAGUUUUAAUGGGAGGGUGACGGAUUUCUGA
Messenger RNA from Paracoccidioides brasiliensis Pb18, 480 nucleotides. RefSeq lists its product as uncharacterized. Gene Ontology annotation, biological process: mitochondrial respiratory chain complex II assembly. The transcript has a single exon. The record is from RefSeq and is a predicted model, not a curated record. Gene Ontology annotation, cellular component: mitochondrion. Bases 1 to 480 code for a protein of 159 amino acids.